UCUUAAAACUGAUAAUCUGAAUGUUGAUGGUACCAAUUCAAAGUAAGGUAGAAAGAAGGGAACGAAGAAGAGAAGAAAGAGCUCUAAUAGCAGCAAGAAUAGAAAAAGGUGUUGUAAAAACCUUAUUGGAUAGGCUUAAACAAGGUGUAUAUCAAGAUUUAUAUAAUAUUUCACCACAGACAUUUGAAGAUGCUGAACAAGAGAAAGAAUUAGAAUCAGAAGAAGAAAUAGAGCAAGAAAUCGAAAUGGAAAUCGAAGAAGAAGGACCAGAAUUUAUAGCCGCUGAAUCAGCUGAUGAAGAUAGUGAUUUAGAAAGUAAUAGUGGGAAUCCACAAUCAGUUGAUCUAGACAGUAGUUUUGAAUCAUUGAAGAUUUAGCACCAAGUUCAUCUAAAAAAAGUACAACACCUAAAAAGAACAAAUUUGGAUCUACUAAGAAAAGACCCAGAGUGGAAAUAAAAUAUGAAAGAGAAGCACCUCAAAGACAGAGUGUUCAUUAAACAAAAGAAAUAAAUUGUAAAUUAUAACAACUAGUUCAUAAACUUUAUUCUUCUAACUGGGAUAG
Messenger RNA from Psylliodes chrysocephalus, 564 nucleotides. The record is from the annotation of a GenBank genome assembly. NCBI's taxonomy places the organism in Eukaryota, Metazoa, Arthropoda, Insecta, Coleoptera, Chrysomelidae.